CCUGUGGCUGUCGGUGGUAUCAGAGGUACUAUACAUCAUGUUGUUGGUGGUUGGGUUCAGUCUCAUGUGUCUGGAGCUGUUCCAUUCCAGCAACGUCAUCGAUGGACUUAAACUCAACGCCUUCGCUGCUGUUUUCACCGUGCUCUCAGGUCUGCUAGGCAUGGUGGCCCAUAUGAUGUACACCCAGGUUUUCCAGAUCACAGUUAGUCUGGGUCCUGAAGAUUGGAGACCCCACUCCUGGGACUAUGGAUGGUCCUUCUGCCUGGCAUGGGGCUCCUUCACCUGCUGCAUGGCAGCUUCCGUCACCACCCUCAACUCCUACACCAAGACGGUCAUCGAGUUCCGGCACAAGCGCAAACUGUUCGAGCAGGGUCUCAGGGAGGAGCAGAACUACCUCGACCAGGAGGCCUUCCAUUACUUCAGAGACCGCUCCCUCCAGUCCAUAUCCAGCUCCAUGGAGGUCUACCCUGGGCACGGGGGAGGAAGGCUGCCUGGGGGGCCUGGAGGCCUGGUGGGGUCCGGGCUGGUUGGAGUACCAGGGAGAGGGAAGAUGAGGGGGUCCUCAGGUUCCAUCGACCUGGGAGAGAACUCUGAGUCCCUGGGGGAGGAACAGUGCUGAGAGAGGGGGGGGAGAGGGUUGGGGAGUGGAGGGUUGUGAAAUUCUAGUAACUUUCCAAAAAUUCCAAGGUUUUCCGGAAAUCCUGGUUGUAAAAUUCUGGGACUCAGGUGGGAAUAAUAAGCAGAAAAUUGGGAAUCCUAGAACCAGGAGGAAAACCUGGGGAUUUACAACCAGGAGGAAAACCUGGGGAUCUUACAACCAGGAGGAAAACCUGGGGAUUUACAACCCUAGUGUUGAGAAGUUGAUGAAGACGAUGCUGAUCUCAGAUCAGUUUUGUAUUUUCAGCACCAAUGGUUCAGGUUAGGAGAGGUGUAUAUAGUGUCAUGCUUUGGUCUGAACAAGUAGUGCACUAUACUGUAUACAGUGCCUUGCAAAAAUAUUCAUCCCCUUGGCGUUUUUCCUAUUUUGUUGCAUUACAACCUGUAAUUUAAAUAGAUUUUUAUUUGUAAUGGACAUACACAAAAUAGU
This is a messenger RNA of Salmo salar (Atlantic salmon), 1087 nucleotides long. RefSeq names its product germ cell-specific gene 1-like protein. Lineage: Eukaryota; Metazoa; Chordata; Actinopteri; Salmoniformes; Salmonidae. Gene Ontology annotation, cellular component: plasma membrane. The record is from RefSeq and is a predicted model, not a curated record.